CUCUCACCUCCUUCUACAAUAUUCAUCUGGAAAGGGAAUAGGUCCGAAAAGAUUCAGAUCGAGCUAUUACCAGACGAUUUGUCACUUGUCCAAUCCUGUUUCUUACAAAGGACUCCACGCCAUGGGACAGUAGAUGCCUAGCUCUUGCUGUGCCUAAGUCGCUGUUAGUCGUUUGUUUUCUUUCGCUUCCAUCACCAAAGCUGCGUAUCGCCAGGACGAUCACGCCACAACAGCAUCACAACCGCGCCUUUCCAUUGUGCUGGACUCACCAAGGCGAGAGUGGAAUUAUUUUUAUUAUUUAUUACUACUCACCAAUUACUCAAUUUCGGACAUUUUUUUUUGAAUUGCUCUGGGUCGCUGUUAAAUUUGUCCCAGUCGCCCUGCAACAUUCAAAGUCGCAUUCACCACAACUGCAAUAACAAUGGUCCCAACACCGUCGACGCUGCCAGAGCGCUUCCCUUGCUGGUGCAGAGCUGUCUAUUCAUGGGGAGGAGAGUCAAAACGUGAUCUCGGAUUUAUCGAAGGCGAUCUGAUCGAAUGCCUCAACGCUGGCGAUGGCUCAUGGUGGGUUGGAAGACUCUUCCGUGACCGACGAACAGUAGGAUCCUUCCCUUCCAACUUUGUUCAAGUUUUGCCAGAAGACUUCAGACCCUCCACUGCCAGAUCAGUGAGCCCUCUACCGCCAACCAUCGCUCCCACAGGCGCCAAAGCAAAGCCAUUCCGACGGCCAUUCGAGGCGUACAGCAAGGCACCACACUACACAAGCGCCAAGACGCCUAUUACAUUCAAAGAUUCCCCCGCGGCAAAGGAGAAGCCGGUGCAAGCCAACCCAGUGUCAAGGACAAAGAGUGCUGCGGCUACUGGUUCUCAUAGCCCUUCACCGCCGCCAAACCGUGGCUAUGUUUCUCGACCAAUCUCCCCAAAUCCUCGAGCUGAUUAUGAUUAUGAUACCCCGUCACCAUCUGGCUCCUUCCGCUAUCGCGAGAAUACGUAUGACAGUGAACAGUACGAUCAGCGCCAAAGCCUAGAACGCAGCGAUUCGCCCCCUCCACCUCCACCUCCACAUAAACACGUUCAAAGGUUGGCGGCUGAAAAUGGACACAACGGUCAUCACAACGUUUCUCGCCAAGGAUCCAAUGCUUCGUAUAACCCUCAACAAGCAUUGCCCCGCCACUCAUCCAACGGCUCGUUCCAGGAACCACACGACAUGUUGAGACAGGUCUCUCACACCUCCUACAAUGAUGAUUCUUAUCAUGAGGACGAUUAUGGUGAUUAUGAUACAACACCUCAACGAUCCAAUGGCUACAACGCUUCUCCCAGCCAAAUGACACCAUCUCCACUACGUGAGGCCAUGGACGGCGUAAUGGAACAGCUCGAUCAACUCGAAGGACUUGGCGGUGGACAAAGGUCUCCCACACCAGAAGAAGAAGUAGAAGCAGAUCCCUGGGCACCCGAAUCAUUUGACAUGGUAGACCACUCUCCCUCGCGAAACAAGUCUCGCCGAUAUCAGAAUAGCAAUACCAGGCCAAAGACUGCGAGCGCAUCAGACGAAGGCUACGAGACUUGGAGUGGCGACUCAUCUCAAACAACGUCGUACCGGCAAGACAGCCAAGAGCCUCAGGCCUUACCGCAGUUGAGUAACUAUGUCGAACGCAUGGAAAAGAGAUUCCAGAAAAUGCAUCAACACUCAGCUAGCACCCCGACCGCCAGUACGAACGCACCCCCAGCUCCACCCCCAAAGAACCAGAUGUAUACCCGACCAACCACAUCGUCUGGACCCGGAUCUGCCCAGGAUAGAAUCCUGAGACAUCAGCAAUCUGCCUUUGAGAUGCGUGGCAAUAGACCAAUUGGCCGAUCUGGUACUACCAAAACGACGGUCACAAAUGCGUCCACUGGUAAUCAGAGCAAUACCAGCCACUCUACGCAAAGUAGUGGGCAUACUUUGUGGAGUGGUGUGUCUGCUGGUGGAUUUAGUUCAACGAGCGCGGGUAGUAUGGCUAGGACUCAUCAUAUGCGUGCUCAAAGUGCUAUUGGCAUUAGGGAAGCCGAUAUUGAGCGCCCGGAUUCGCCCUUUACCGGAGUGACAUACCAUAGCAGCCACGCAAGCAAUUCAAGCGGUGCAGUUCGCCCAAUGUCGCAGGCCGUGUUCGACGAGUCCGGUACUGGUUUGGGUGGGCUUGUACAACCAAAAGCACCAAAGCGCAACAUUUUCAAGAAGAUCUUCGACUCAGCCAAGACUGGAGUAGCCAGCAACCGUGGUCAUAUUGCAGCAGGAAGUAUUGCGAAUACGGACGCAGUGCGAUCUUCUCCUUUCAACCGUGCUGGCGCCAAUGGCAAUGUCAUGACGGGUUUUGGUAACCAACCGUCUCCCACUAGAGAGGGCGGUGCCAAUGGAGCCGUGGAUUGGGUCCAAGUCCGACGCGACGUCAACCGAUCGAACUCAUUGAGCAAAAUAGAACGAGCUGAACGACGAGAUCGUUGCCAGAUACAGGAUCACUCAGCAUUGAAUCCUGUAGAUGAACUCUACGAGGGUAUCGAAGGCGAUGAGGGUGCUGAUGGUCAGCCAAUUAUGGAUGCUAUCAACUAUCAAUCUAUUAACUUUGCACAAGUCGACAAGAACUCUAGAUUUAUCAGCGAGCCGCCUCCAAUGACAACAGCGAUUUCACUGGCGACAACCUAUGUAUGCCGCCCAUAUCGCAGCGACGUGCAGAGACUCCGUGCUAUUUUCACUUGGGUUAGUGAAAAGAUUUCAUGGGAAGAUGAAUUUGAAGGAGAAAUCAAUACUCGCGACGUUAUUGAAUCCAAGCGUGGUUGCGCAGAGGAAUACGCUGUGCUAGUUAUGGAAAUGUGCACUGCUGUCGGCAUUCCGUGUGAAGUGGUCCGUGGUUAUCUCAAGCCUCCUGGUGAUGUCCCUGACACUAGCAUCAUGCCCAAGUCCAAUCACUGGUGGAAUGCUGUACUCAUUGACAAUGAAUGGAGAAUGAUAGAUUGCUGCUUGGCUAGCCCUUCCAACCCCAAGCGACCUCAUUAUUCUAGUGCGGGUCACUCGACAGCCGACUUCUGGUGGUUCCUUGCUAGACCAACGGAAAUUUGCUGGACUCACGUACCUGAGCAUCACGAUCAGCAGCAUAUAGUGCCUCCGGUCGCUCACGAAGUGCUAUUGAGUCUGCCCUGCGCCUGCCCAGCCUUCUUCAAGGAUGGCAUCGAGAUGGUGGAUUACAACACUUCGCAGACUCGCAUCGAAGAUCUGGAGAUGGCUCAUAUCAAGAUCAAUGUGCCUGGAGAGAUUGAGAUCAUUGCAGAAGUUGAAGCUCGCUCAUACUCUCGAGAUUUUGACGGCGAUGUCUUUGAAAGUGGAGAUAUUGUCAAGAAGCGAGCACUUGCACAGGCUGAAUGGUAUAACGGAGUCAAGCGGUACACAAUCAAGGCACUCCUUCCAGGAGACGAGGGCCACGGAACACUCAAGAUCUACGCUGGUACUCGAGGUCUGAUGCAUAGCAUCAAGGACAUCCCCCAUCCUCUGGCUUUCUCGGUUCCCCUAGUUCACAGCGGUGAGAACCCGCCAUAUGAGUUUGUAACUCGUCACCCGACUCCGCAUGCCCAGCGCAACGAUAUCUACGUGGUACAACCACAAUGCCAGCGCCUGGCUCUUAACAACACCUUUGUCUUUGCUAUUCGUCAACAUCCCAGCUCCACAGGUAGCGGACCGUCAUCGGCUUUAACACCAUCGUCCAACCCAGGCGGGACCAGCCCGAUCCCAUUCAUGAGACCCGGCUCGGCGAUGAGUGUUGCAGCAUCCAGCACGAACGGAUCACAGCCCAGUUCUGCAAGUGGCACAGUCGCUGGUAAGAAGCCGGCUAAGCUUGCUAUUCAAACACCUGGCGGAAAGAUUCUCCGUCUUACUCGGAAAGAAGAACGCAAGGGUAUCACUGUCACUGGCCGAAACAUGGACGAUGAAGAUGCCAGUGAUGGAGGCACGUGGGAAACCAUUAUCAAGUGCUCGGAGCGAGGUGUCUGGCGCGGUCUCGUCCUUGCAGACAGGACGGCGAGAUGGUGCGUCUUUGCUGAAUGGGUUUGUGUUGGUUAAUGAUCUGCUUUUUGCGAACAUAUACAUGCGAAUAAUGAUGAUGACACAGCAUGGUCUGAAGAAGAUUGCAAAUAGCAGCCCUCCUUCUUCUUUUUUUUUGUUUCAUAUUUCCCACACCAUUCUAGGUUUACAGGCUUUGGGUGUAUUGUACAGUACGAUAGUCCUUUCAAACGGGUGCGAUGCACAUUGUGGAUUUCAACGCAAAAAAUGACUUUGUUUGGAGGGGUUAGUUCUGGUUAUGCAUUUUAAUACCAUCUGUUCUUUUUUCUGAUAUUAUUUUCUAUAUUGUAAUCUAUAAUUAAGACACCACAG
[Torrubiella] hemipterigena is the source of this 4399-nucleotide messenger RNA. Lineage: Eukaryota; Fungi; Ascomycota; Sordariomycetes; Hypocreales; Clavicipitaceae. The record is from the annotation of a GenBank genome assembly.